UCGUCACGUCCUGUAGUGUUGAGCUGGAGAAGAUGGCGGCUGUUGUAGUGAUUGUUGAUGGAGGAGUCUCGCCGCUGGAUUCGGACUCGCCGCGGUUACCGUCUCCAGCACCGGACCAACCGCACCAGAACAACGCGCUGCUGGGACUCCCGAUAGUGGCGAUUGACACGAUCCUAAACUUCCUGUCAUACGAUGAGAUUAGUCUGCUGCGGCUGGUGUGUAAACGUAUGGAUAUGAUUUGUCAGCGAAUGCUCAACCAAGGCUUCCUGAAAGUGGAGCGUUAUCACAGCUUGUGCCAGAAACAGGUCAAAGCUCAGCUGCCCAGGAGGGAAUCUGAGCGGAGGAACCACUCGCUAGCACGUCACGCGGACAUUCUGGCUGCCGUGGAAACACGUCUGUCCCUGUUAAACAUGACCUUCAUGAAAUAUGUGGAUUCAAAUCUGUGCUGCUUCAUUCCUGGAAAGGUAAUUGAUGAGAUUUACCGUGUUUUGCGGUAUGUCAACUCCACACGUGCACCGCAGAGAGCUCAUGAGGUGCUUCAAGAGCUGCGAGACAUCUCGUCCAUGGCCAUGGAGUACUUUGAUGAAAAGAUCGUCCCUAUCCUGAAGAAGAGGCUUCCAGGUGCAGAUCUCUCGGGUCGUCUGAUAGGAUCUGCUCCGGUUGCUGGUCCCUCCACCUCUCUAACCACCAUGUCUCUGUUGGCCAAAAACACUCCGUCACGCUCAGAGAUGACGAAGGUGCAGCAGCAGGUGAAGGUAAACAGCGCGUCCAUGACGGUAUUGCGGCGGGAGAUGCAGGAGGUGCGUGUGAAGCAGCUGGAGCAGCAGAAGCAGCUUCAGGACCAGGAGCAGAAGCUGCUGGAGCAGUCACAGGUGAUUGGAGAGCAGAACACACGGCUGGCCGAACUCGAGCACAAGCUUAGAGAACUGAUGGACAGUGCAGUCGGCGCUGGAGCCCCUGCCGUCGCCUCUGGCUCCUCCACCCCUGCGGCCACCGCGAGCACUGCCUCUGCUGUGCCCCUGCCCCCCUCCAUGGCCAGCGGCCCUGAAGGUGAGAGCGACCCGUCUGCAAAACGCAAGCGCUCGGACAUCCCUCGUCACUCCAAACGCCUGCGUAGCAAAAAAUAGGACAUUUCUAUAUAUACUUUUUUUCGUUUUGCUUUAUUCAAGCUAUAUCUUUUUUUUUUUCACCUGUCCAAUGAUGACACGAGUAUCACAUGGAGAUGAAAAAUACAUGGGAAAUUGUAAACAAGAGGGGUAUCUGUUGUUGUUUUAUCAGUUCUUGGUUUCCCUCAUAUCAGACAUGUGUUAUUACACUAAUAUGCUUGAGCCCCAUUGCUUGACUUGGAUUUCAAAAGGUUUUGCAUCUGCCUUGAGCAACAUUUGCCUUUCAUGUUUACCUAACCGUUAUGCCAGUGAGCUGUUAAUUUACCCAAGGAAACAUCAUUGAAUGUACAAAAGCUUUACUUUUCAGAUUAACAAGCUUUAGUCAGUCAACCACAAGAACUCUGGACACGCCUCCAUACUGAUGGCACUGAAGACUCUGCAAUACGGACAUACAUGUAGCUUCUUUGGCGCUUGGCAGAAGUUGUAACCUUAAAUCUGUACAACAAUGUUUAAAAAGUAAUAAUUAGAUUCCCUCUUGAAAUGGAGAACACAAAGUGUCUGACACCUGACUACUAAGUUAUAUAAUAUUAACAGUAAAUGUCAGUUUUGUUAUAUGUUCUAAGAGUGAAAUAUUUCUUUGGAGAUGUGCCUCGACAGUAUGAGAAUGGUCCGCAGAUCUCUGCAGCUGUAGCAUACAUGAUUGUAUUGUUUGUCUAAAAGAACAUCCGUCACUGAGGUCUUGUAGGUGUCAAUGCAAUGUUGUACCUGCCACUGUUUGUAGGUUUAUAAUUUACUGCAAAUAGAUCUGUGUCAGUGCAAUAAAAAUUGUGGAAAUCCUUGUUCCUAGGAAAAAAAAACAAAAAAACAAAAUAUAUAUAUAUAUAUAUAUAUAUAUAUAUAUAUUGAUAUAUCUAUAUAUUGAUAUAUCUAUAUAUAUAUAUUGAUGUUGCAAUUCAUUUAUACCUUGAACAUUUUUUUAUUUUUUUUUUAAUCAGUUUUUUGGUUAUGCCAAAAAAAUUGUUAGCAUGAUACAGCACUACAGCAGUUGUGCAACUUUAAAAAAAGAUCAUGUGGUAGUAAUUCAGUGCAACAUGAAUUAAAUGGGGAAAACAGUUUGAGAAAUUAAAUUGGAGGGACUCCUUUCAAAUCAAAGAGGGCAUUGCAUUGCCCGAUGCACAGAAGAUAACGUAUAAGCAAAUAAAACUGCUAUGCUUCUGUUUGCGAUUGUCACCAGUGAUGUCUCAUAGUAACCAAAUUGAUAAACAAUGCUGCAAUACUAUAUGUUGUAUAGGUAUACAAUUAUAAAAAGACAGUAUAAUUUACCGUAUUUUGAACACCUGUCCAUGCAAACAUUUGCUAAUCAGGCUUUAUCAUGUAAUGUAGGAACUUUGACUUAUUGAUUGAUAUUUAAUAAAAGUUAAU
Molecule: messenger RNA, 2528 nt
Organism: Myxocyprinus asiaticus (Chinese sucker)
Lineage: Eukaryota; Metazoa; Chordata; Actinopteri; Cypriniformes; Catostomidae
Product: F-box only protein 28-like
Exons: 5
Coding region: 33-1127 (364 amino acids)
Biological process (GO): protein polyubiquitination
Molecular function (GO): protein binding
Source: RefSeq, a predicted model, not a curated record